CUGUCAUUGACAAACAUGGCGGCCUCCACGAGAGCUGCAGAACCUUAUGCCUCUGAUUCUAAAAGUUCUCCUCCAGCUGGUCCGAGCAUGGAAAGCCCAGUGAUUCAGUACAGUAUGGUCCUGGAUUAUCUUAUUGGGGACAAGAGGACCUUGAAGGACUUGAACCCCGGUGUCAUGGGGGGACUCCCAGUGCCUCCUAAAAGCGAGGAGCAGAAGAGAAUAGAGAGGGCAAUGGAGAGCUGCGCUUUCAAGUCCAUUUUGGCCUGCGUUGGAGGGUUUGUCCUCGGGGGAGCAUUUGGUGUUUUCACUGCAGGCAUAGACACCAAUGUUGGUUUUGAUCCCAAGGACCCGCUGAGGACCCCCACAGCACGAGAAGUCCUCAAAGACAUGGGCCAGAGGGGCAUGUCCUACGCGAAGAACUUUGCCAUCGUGGGUGCCAUGUUCUCCUGUACAGAGUGCAUCAUAGAAUCGCACAGAGGCAAAUCUGACUGGAAGAAUGCUGUGUAUAGUGGCUGUAUAACUGGAGGAGCAAUCGGGUUUCGUGCUGGUCUGAAGGCCGGUGUCCUAGGAUGUGGAGGCUUUGCUGCUUUUUCUGCAGCCAUUGAGUAUUAUCUGCGGUGAUGCUCGAAAGUGACUCUGUGGACAAAGAAUUAGUUCCUCCAGACGAGCCUGUGCAGACCAACUGUAAGGGAUCACGACAUAAUUGGACUGCAAAUGGGGACGCGGUGCAGCAGCCAACUAGAAUUCAUGAUUGGUUGGAUUCCUGUGAUUGCUGUAAGUGGACAGAAAAACAUACUAAUGCCUUGUUUUCUGAUUGUUGGCAGAUCAGUGUGUUGACUUCUGUCAAUAUGUUAAGAAUCAUGAGUUGGGGAGAAACACUGGCCACCUUCACGUCAUUCUUCUUUUCAGUGAGCAAUGUUAAUAAGAGUAUGUAUAUGAAGACAUUUUGGUCAUUUGAGAAGGUUUAUUUUCCAAUUUACCGGAAUCUGUGACCACAAAACAGCUCAUUGAGGUAAAGAUGUUUUCUUUUCAUA
This is a messenger RNA of Hippocampus comes (tiger tail seahorse), 1034 nucleotides long. RefSeq names its product translocase of inner mitochondrial membrane 22 homolog (yeast) (gene timm22). NCBI's taxonomy places the organism in Eukaryota, Metazoa, Chordata, Actinopteri, Syngnathiformes, Syngnathidae. The coding region runs from base 16 to 621 and encodes 201 amino acids. Gene Ontology annotation, biological process: protein insertion into mitochondrial inner membrane. Gene Ontology annotation, molecular function: transmembrane protein transporter activity. Gene Ontology annotation, cellular component: TIM22 mitochondrial import inner membrane insertion complex. The record is from RefSeq and is a predicted model, not a curated record. The transcript is spliced from 4 exons.